Messenger RNA from Nerophis lumbriciformis (worm pipefish), 1437 nucleotides. The record is from RefSeq and is a predicted model, not a curated record. Lineage: Eukaryota; Metazoa; Chordata; Actinopteri; Syngnathiformes; Syngnathidae.
AUGACUUCUUACAACAACUCUGAAAACAUUUCCCCUUCACCAUCUACGUCCUCCGUACUUCUGUCAACGCUUUAUCUCAACUCCUCCGGCGCCCCCUCAUUCAUCCCGCUGUCCUCGAUUGGGAAUUGCAGCGGGGCGGCGCCAUCGUCGUCCUCGCCACCGUACAACUUUUAUGCCGUGCUGCUCGUGCUGCUCAUCUUCUGCGUGGUGUUCGGCAACGUGCUAGUGUGCGUGGCCGUGUCGCGAGAAAGGGCCCUGCAGACUACUACCAACUACCUCAUCGUCUCUUUGGCUGUGUCCGACCUUCUGCUGGCUACCCUGGUCAUGCCGUGGGGAGUGUAUCUGGAAGUGGUGGGCGAAUGGCGCUUCAGUCUGAUCCACUGCGACAUCCUGCUGACUCUGGACGUGAUGAUGUGCACGGCUAGCAUCCUCAACCUGUGCGCCAUCAGCAUCGACAGGUACACAGCUGUUGCCAUGCCUUUGUUGUACAACACGCGCUACAGCUCCCGGAGGCGGGUAGCCCUGAUGAUCGCCGCUGUGUGGUUCCUUUCUUUUGCCAUCUCCUGCCCGCUGCUUUUUGGACUCAACAACACUGCGGACCGUGAAGGCACCACGUGCAGCUUCGCCGACCCAGCCUUUGUGGUGUACUCAUCGGUGGCGUCCUUCUACGUUCCCUUUAUCGUCACCCUGCUGGUGUACGCUCAGAUCUGCGUGGUUCUGCGCAGGCGCGGCCGACGCACGGCUCCGCCGUGUGGCCGCCGUCUGCCUGAAGCCUCGGAACCACAGAGGCACAGAAAGAAUAAAUGCACACAGCCAGAAGAUGUCAAACUGUGCGCUCUGAUUUUGAGACCCUCGACCGCGGCCCCCCAGCGCAAACGAGUUACAUUGGUGAAGGAGGCGUUGGUGCACCCCCUGGAGGUGGAACCGGGUCGCUUCCUGCCGCAGCCUGAGCAGACCGUAGCUGCACCGCCUACUGUCCAGACGUCAUCCGCGUGCCCGGGUCGGGCCACUGUCUCCAUGUCUGUGUCGGUUGGGCCCGCACCGGCACGUCCGUGUGUGGCGCCACGCUCAGCUCUGACGCCGCGGCCCCCCACGCUGGAGGGCGGCAUGCGGGGCCACGAAGGCUGGCGCGAACACAGCGGAAGUGGUGGCUGGGCAGCCGUCACCAAGGAGCGGGCUAGGGGGAGGAUGUCGCAGCAGAAGGAGAGGAAGGCCACACAGAUGCUUGCCAUAGUGCUAGGUGUAUUCAUCAUCUGCUGGCUGCCUUUCUUCCUGACACACGUCCUGAAAGCCCACUGCGCCAGCUGCUGCAUCUCAACGUCUUUAUACAGCACCGUCACAUGGCUGGGUUACCUGAACAGUGCCGUCAACCCCGUCAUCUACACUACUUUUAACGUGGAGUUCCGCAAGGCCUUCAUCAAGAUCCUCCUCUGUUGA